UAUACCUUGUGUCGAUUAACUUUGAGCAGUUUACAAACAAACAGCGGCAUGCUCGUCUUACUACGAUUUUUAUCAAAAGUUAACAUAAAAUAGAAGUUUUCGCGUAAGUGCUUCAAUUAUAUGUAUCAAAUCUCUACGAAUGAUGGAAUCAAGUGCAAUUCUUAAAGUUUUGAAUGAUUUAGUUGCCGCAAACUUCCAAGAUCUCAAUGUCCAGCGACUACACACUAUCCUGGAACCGGCAGAGAAGGAUUUGAAUUCAUCCGAAAGCGACGAUUUCCUAUGGAAACUGUCCGUCGGGUAUCUAGAAGUCCAACAUCGUUUUCUAACCGCCUGUCUGAUUCAGAAACGCAACUCAACCGGAACCGGUACGAAAGAUACUUUAGCGGACGAGGAGUUGAUCAAUCUCCCGGAACAGCUGAUAUUCUUGCAGGCCGUGGAUCGGAUACGACAGUUCACGUUGAACCUGUAUUUACCUAAAGAACUGCGAGGUUUGACGAAAUGCGACUUACGAAUGAUGGUGCAGCUGGAGGAAGCGGAACGCCUAAGGCGGUUAAAGUUCUGUCUGGAAGCUUUUCGAAAGUUGUUCGAAGUUAAAAUUUUAACACUCCAAGGGAGCCUGGAAAACUGCAUCCUGGAGUACAUUGCUGGCGUGUUUAGCUAUCAUUUCGUUCAGGGGAGUUUCUCAAACAUGAAGGAAGAUCAGCUUUUCAAGGAUGUCGGGUUGUUUCCUGUGGAGCAGGUUUUCAAAAGUUUGCUGAUUAUCAAAGGCGUUCCGAACUUGGCGAUGGAACUCGCCAAACAGAUUCACCUAGAACUACUCCGGCUGACGGGGGAACCAGGCGGAUUCCCAGUGCUCUGUAGAACUCUCCUGGCAAACGUUCCAUCUGAUGAAACGCCCACGUGGAAGAAGAGCGAAAUCAUCGCAAAGAUUGUGGCCAGCAAAGGUCACACGAAGCAGUUCUAUCGCCAGGUGCUGCAGGAUGUGUUUCAAUUCUACGAGGCUUCCUUGUUUGGCCAUGACCAGGAGAGUCUACCCUACGUGGGCACUUGCAUCGAAUGCAUGAGGCAAAUGUAUCUGCUUCCUCCGGCGUACCAAGAGCUCCGGAACACAAUUGACAACUAUUUCGUCGGAAGAUUCGACCAACUGGCGGAGCCACCGGAGCUUCUCAGUGGAACAAUCCUGCUAGAACGAUCGCAGCUUGCUGCGUCUCUGUACCUCAAUUACAUGGCCUUCAGUGGAUCUUCCUGCAGCUCUCUGAGCUCAUCAAUUCUCACAGCUUACCUGCAAAUCUUCCUGAAAUUGUAUUCCAUGGUUCCGGCUGCGAUGCAAGAGCAGCAGCACCUCCAAACCUUAAUCAUAUUUUGCCUAUCCAACCGCGAUAAGCAUCAACUCGAAUCCGUCCUCGAAGAGCUUCUCCUUGUAAAUGAAAACCCCGUGAUGAAGAAACUUCAUCCAAGGAUCUACCUAAAGAUUGGACCCAAAGGUGAUGAAACCUAUUCGCUGCAGAUUGGCCCUCAACAGGUGGAGGACGGUCAGGACGAAGACACUUUGGCGCCCACAUUGAUUGAGAUUUUGAAAGCCUCGAACAGGAACCUGCUUAUCUACGACGUGUUCGUAGUGCUGCUGAAGCUGUUCGAGCGGUUUAGUGUGGGCACCGACCGAAACCUCCUGCUAGACGCCGAAGAACAGGACGCUUCCCAGUGUAAAGCAUUCCUGAGAAAGUACGUCAUCAUUCAAGCCCUGAUGGAACUCGUCAGUCACAAGCACUUUCACAGCCAACUCUAUGAAAAUCCAUCGGAUGUGCUGGCGUUUGUGAAAUCCCUUCUGGUGAAAAGUAUCGACCAUGUGCAAGCCAACGAAAGUUUGAUAGAGAUAAUCCUCUCGAUAUUCCAAGAAUAUUUGCAACGGCUUCAGACUCGCGACGAUGUACAGGAAAUACUCAAACUUCUCAAUCAGUUCAAACGUUCUGAACGUUGUGGUGACCAAUUGAGGGCCCAAAUCGAUCGCAUUUGUGACGGAAGCAAACCUAAGGACGAUGCCGAAUUGACCCCGUACCAGAAUGCGUUCAGCUUGUGCUCCGAUAAGGAACCGUAUUGCAAAGUGUACGGCACCACGUUGAUGAUCGGACUGCUAAGGCAACGGGACCAGGAAACCCUCACCCAGAAACAUGCGGUUCUGAUUUUGGCGCUGGACAACCUCCGAAGCGUGGAGAGUUACGCCUUCCUGAACUCGGUUCGACUGUUGGUGGCGCUGUGCAACGUGCUGGAAGCGGAAACGAUCGAGGCGCUUGUCCGGGAAUACCAGAGCAGUGCGAACGACGUGGACUACCGAUUGAAGAUUGGCGAAGCAACGAUGAAAACGGUGGAAGCCAUGGGACCGAUCGCGUUCAAAUAUCGCGAACAGUUGAUCAACUGUUUUCUGCACGAGUGCAAGAGUCCGGUGGAUGAGUUCCGGGCGUCCAGUUUGGCAAAUUUGGGAAUGGUGUGCAAAAUAUUGUCUUAUCAGGUGCACACGUUCUUCUAUGAGAUGUUCCUGGUCAUCAAGUCAGCCAUUGAGACCGAUACCUACCUUCCCGUACGGAGGGCGGCCAUUCUCGUGCUGUCCCAACUCAUCGAAGGUAUGGACAACCUGCUGGACUACCAAGAGUACCUCCUGUCGAUCUAUCGUUUCCUGAAGUUCAUCGCCGAAACGGAAAGGGACGACGUCACCCGACUGCAGGCCGCCGUCGGAUUGGAUCACUUGACGGCCAAGACGAAGGAUUUCUUCAACGCGGGCAAUAGUGCUCUUGCGACCGGAAAACUGGAAAAGGAGAUUCGGAUAUUCGGUAUUAAGGAGCAGGAAGCGGAUGAAAGGCGGAGGAACGCACGGAGUGGAGACAUACUGACAAAGAUGUUAGACUAAAAAAUGUUUAUUACAAUGAUCGAUUUUUUUGUUCUUACACAUAAGGAGGAUGGAGUACUAAUAAAGUUGUAAAAUCAUAA
Messenger RNA from Aedes albopictus (Asian tiger mosquito), 2982 nucleotides. RefSeq names its product transport and Golgi organization protein 6 (gene Tango6). Gene Ontology annotation, biological process: protein secretion. The record is from RefSeq and is a predicted model, not a curated record. NCBI's taxonomy places the organism in Eukaryota, Metazoa, Arthropoda, Insecta, Diptera, Culicidae. The transcript has 4 exons. The coding region runs from base 140 to 2902 and encodes 920 amino acids.